UAAUCUUUAUUAUCAUUGGCGAUCAAUCACAACCAAUAGUGAUUAAUUAAAUUUACUGGAUAUGAAGCAUAUUUGGAAGAAAAUAUACCAUAUGUGCAUCAUUUAAGUGUUUGGUGGAAACCACUAAUCUAAUCUGAGUUGUUCCGAAAUAUCCAAGCUUAUUGCUACUAGUGCCGGUGAAGAUGUCCAGAUACUUGGUUUUUUUAAUUCUGUGCUUAACUACCAUUAAAAAUGGUUUCUGUUUGAAAUGUUACGCAUCUAACUACACAAAACAGUCAGUCAAAAUACAAGAUAUUAAACAUGAAUUAAAAGAAUGCCAAGAUGUGUUAAACGAGAUCAGGAAAAAGCAAGGACUUCCAGCAAGAAACAUCACUAUUGAGUUAUGCUGUUACACUGUCACUGCAACAGGCCUUAAUGGAGCGUUAACAGGCUGUUUUCCCAAAAACGGCUGCCAAGAGAUGAAACCUAGUUUUAAAAAAAUGUUCAAGCCACCCCCAGAAGCUGUGUAUUGUACAGAGUGCGAAGAAGACGGAUGCAACGCAGUGACAUACAGAUCGGUUAAAUUAAGUGACAGUUCAUCCGCAGAAAAUGUGUUGGUUAGUUUGGUGGCUUCAUUUGUAUUUGUUGCGCCUUUAAUACUACAAUAUUACGAAAUUUGAGUGGUGGAUCAAAAUCAAGCUUUCGUCAAUGAAUGGUUUUAUCGUUUAUGAAGUGGGUGUUGUAAAUUACAAGAGUUACUUAAUUAAAUUAUUAUUUUAUAGAUCGCGUUGAUAACAUUGAAAGUACUGAGAAUUAUCCACGUAUAAGUAGCUUUCGGUUAUAAUCUAGAUGAUGAAUUAAGUGGUUUGUAAUAGUGGUGAUUCAUUAAUUUGAAAACAAUUAAUUGUAAAACAACACUGUGUUAUUAUUCAUGACGACUUAAUUGCUAAAUAUUUAACAACUGAAUCAUUCGCAUACUAAAGAUUAUGUAAAAUUGUAAAAGAUUUUUAUUAAUUAAUUACACACUAAUUCCUUCCUAAACAAUAUAAAAAAUAGAUAACGUACUGAACUUUGUCAGAGUUAUUUUAAGAUUUUAUAUUUUAGUCUAGCAAUUAAUUACAUUUCGUUUAUUUUGAUAAGCUGACGGCUCAUUACUCUAAAGCAUAAUAAUCGGUGGUUAUAAACCUACAACUCUAAUUGUCUGGACGAAUUUAGAUAGUGAGCAUUCUUAAAUGAUGUGCAAUAUUCUUGUUCUACUAAAUUAAGCUUUUCAGAAUAAAUCAGGUGUAAAAACCUAUGUUCCUAGAAAAUAAUAUUUUCAGUAAUUAUAUUAACUUAUUUUCAUUCCAAGUGUAAAUAAUUAUUUGAUUUUUGUAUGUACAUAAAACUGUAAACUGAAAUACUGUACGCCUCGUUAAAAUAUUGAAUACUUCUAAAAUAAAAAAUACGCAGACUGACAAU
Messenger RNA from Zophobas morio, 1440 nucleotides. RefSeq lists its product as uncharacterized. Lineage: Eukaryota; Metazoa; Arthropoda; Insecta; Coleoptera; Tenebrionidae. The transcript has 3 exons. The record is from RefSeq and is a predicted model, not a curated record. The coding region runs from base 183 to 659 and encodes 158 amino acids.